GGCAACAGGAAGGAAGCUGCCGGGUGUCGUGCCACAAGUGUCGUGCAGCGGGCGUCCUUUGCGGCAGGCCUGCGCGUCGUUCGCACAUAGUCCAGUUCCGGCGCGUCCAGCGAGCGGACAAGGGCACAUCUCUGUACGGCGGAACGCCAUGCCUUUCUUUGAUAUACAGAAAAGGCUGGGCAUUCACCUAGACACUGGGUUGACAAUCCAAAGUGCUGAACAGCCUUUCAAGAUCCCAGCUCGAUGCCAUGCUUUUGAGAAAGAGUGGAUAGAAUGUGCACAUGGAAUCGGUCGCACUCGGGCAGAGAAGGAGUGCAAGUUAGAAUUGGAAGAUUUCUCAGAAUGUUUGCUUCGGACAAAAACGAUUCAUCGUCUGAAUGCCAUUAGGAAACAACGGAAUAAGCUGAUAAAGGAAGGGAAGUACACACCUCCACCUCACCACCUGGGCCAGGAAGAACCUCGGCCUUGAGCAGAGUAGCUGCUGAUGCCUGGAGGCUGAUUUUCACGUUCUCUUCUUCACUGGAAAGUUUAUUUACUGAAAACCUAUUUGUGAAAGUGUCUAAAAAUAAAGGGUUCCUCUAUCCUA
Molecule: messenger RNA, 586 nt
Organism: Erinaceus europaeus (western European hedgehog)
Lineage: Eukaryota; Metazoa; Chordata; Mammalia; Eulipotyphla; Erinaceidae
Gene: NDUFS5
Product: NADH:ubiquinone oxidoreductase subunit S5
Exons: 3
Coding region: 149-469 (106 amino acids)
Biological process (GO): mitochondrial respiratory chain complex I assembly
Source: RefSeq, a predicted model, not a curated record